CCCGGUUCCCCCUUACCCGUGCUCGUGGCGGCCAAUCCCGCCUCCUCGCCGGCCCCAGCCCCGCAGCUGCAGCCGCCGCCGCCCAACACCUACACGCCGCUCUUCACCCGGCUCCUUCCCGCUCCCGGCCCUGGCCCGGCCCCUUCCCGCUGCCGGCCACUUCCUUCCGCCCGACCCGAGUCCCUCCCGCUCGCCCGGAAAGGGGAGGGCGUUCCGCAGCGGCCCCGAGGCGCGGGGAACGGCGGCGACAUGCGGUUCCGCUUCUGCGGGGAUCUGGACUGCCCCGACUGGGUCUUAGCCGAGAUCAGCACCCUGGCCAAAAUCUCCUCGGUGAAGCUGAAGCUGAUCUGCGCCCAGGUGCUGCGGGACCUGCUGGGGGAGGCCAUCGAGUAUGAGAAGAUCCUGAAGCUGACCUCGGAUGCCAAGUUAGAGUCGGGGGACGUGAAGGCAACCAUCGCUGUCCUCAGCUUCAUCCUCUCCAGUGCAGCCAAACACAACGUGGACAGCGAGUCCCUGUCGAGCGAGCUGCAGCAGCUGGGGCUGCCCAAAGAGCACGCCAGUGGGUUAUGCCGGUCCUACGAGGAGAAGCAGAGCUCCCUCCAGGACAGGCUGAAGGCUUGCAGCCUAAGAUUGAGCCGGCUGGGCUCGGUGUGCUGGCGGGUGGAUUACAUCCUCAGCUCCAGUGAGCUGCAGGAUGUCAACGAGCCCCUUGUGCACCUGACCUUCAACGUGCAGGACAGGGUGCGUGGGGGGACGGCAGCCGUGCCCGUGACCCUCUCUGCCGACAAGUUCCGUGUGCUGCUGUCAGAGCUGAAACAGGCCCAGGCCCUGAUGAACACCCUCCUCUGAGGAGACAGAGCGACCACCGACGCUGCACUGCGGGCUAGAAGCAGGCCUCAGUGAGGAGGGGGAAAGCGGGAGCAGCGCGCCCCACCCGUGGUGAAGACGUCCCGCGGGGAUAAGGUCUAAUAAAGGCAACGCUGAACGAGCA
Pogoniulus pusillus (Red-fronted tinkerbird) is the source of this 991-nucleotide messenger RNA. It is a transcript of the gene COMMD4, whose product is annotated as COMM domain containing 4. The transcript has 8 exons. The record is from RefSeq and is a predicted model, not a curated record. NCBI's taxonomy places the organism in Eukaryota, Metazoa, Chordata, Aves, Piciformes, Lybiidae. The coding region runs from base 250 to 849 and encodes 199 amino acids.